Rotaria sp. Silwood2 is the source of this 612-nucleotide messenger RNA. The record is from the annotation of a GenBank genome assembly. Lineage: Eukaryota; Metazoa; Rotifera; Eurotatoria; Philodinida; Philodinidae.
AUGGCUGACAUAUUUCCUACCGGCUAUUUUGCUGCCAAGAAUGCGUGGACAUUGCUCAGCGACCAGGAACGUCAAGAUCCCAAUCUAACCGUGGUUGUCAUCGGAUGUGGACCUGUUGGUUUGUGUGCUAUCACUGCGGCUUGCGAUCGCUUUCCAAUCGUAUAUGCAAUAGACAGCGUUCAAGAACGUCUCGAGGAAGCCAAGAAACAUGGUGCUAUUCCAAUCAAUCUCAAUAAUGAUCCUGUAAGUGCCAUCAAGAAGGUAACGGAAGGUCGAGGAGCUGAUGCUAUUUUGGAAGCGGUUGGACAUGCUGAUGCUUUGCAAUUGGCCUACGAUCUCAUUCGUCCGUGGGGUGUUAUCGCAUCUGUUGGGGUGCAGCAAGAUGCUUUUCCAUUUAGUGGACCUCAAGCUUAUGACAAGAAUAUACGUUUGCAAUUUGGACGAUGUCCAGUUCGAGCUUUGUUUCCCGAAGCACUACAACUAUUUUCAGAAAAGCAAGAUCAAUUCAAAACCUUUGUAUCUCAUCGUAUGAGUUUGUCGGACGCUGCCAAAGCUUAUGAAUUGUUCGACAAGCGAUUAGCACGAAAAGUCAUGUUUGAUUUACGAACAUAA